This is a messenger RNA of Carica papaya (papaya), 893 nucleotides long. RefSeq names its product thioredoxin M-type 1 (gene THM1). Gene Ontology annotation, molecular function: protein-disulfide reductase activity. Lineage: Eukaryota; Viridiplantae; Streptophyta; Magnoliopsida; Brassicales; Caricaceae. The record is from RefSeq and is a predicted model, not a curated record. Gene Ontology annotation, cellular component: cytoplasm.
ACCAUUUCUGUAAUACAAGCAGCUAAGAAUCUUGGUUUACAGUGUUUUCAGUCCACAGUUUUUGAGUUUUCAGUCUCCAUCUCUGGGUUUUACUCGAACAAAGAGGAGGAGGAAUUUUUAAACUCUUCUCGGUGUCAAACACCCAAUUCCUCAUUUCUCACUCUCUUCAAUGGCUACCCUCCCUUGCUCUACGCGCUACCCAAUUUCUCUCACACAGGCAAUGAUGGCAUCUUCUGUGAAAGCGACUGUUAUUCCUGGUGUUCGGGGAUUUGGGUCUUUUCCGAAAUUCAAAGGGUUGAGGAUCCGAUACCCUUUGAAGUCAUCGCUGUCUUCUUUGAGGUCGAGGAAUCCUAGGGUUUGCAGACAACGAGGAGGCAUUGUCUGUGAAGCUCAGGAGGUUGCUCUUGAUAUUCCGAAUGUUGAUGAUUCAACGUGGCAAUCACUAGUUCUUGAUGCUGAUGGCCCUGUGCUAGUCGAGUUCUGGGCUCCUUGGUGUGGACCUUGCCGUGUGAUCCUCCCAGACGUAGCUGAACUAGGAAAGCAAUACGCUGGAAAACUGAAGUGCUACAAAUUGAAUACCGACGAAAGCCCAUCAAUCGCAACCCAAUAUGGGAUCCGGAGCAUCCCAACUAUCAUGAUAUUCAUCAAGGGCGAGAAGAAAGAUACGAUUAUUGGCGCUGUUGGGAAAGCUACACUCGCUGCGAGCAUCGAGAAAUUCCUGUAGAUGACAGUAGAUUUCUUUCCAAUAUAUUAUCAAGUCCAUGUUCUUCUUCUCCUCCUAUUUCCUUUACAUUGUAUGUUCAUAAGUGAUGUUGACAUACUUCAGCCUCUCCAACAAUAAAAAUGUUAGCUUUUGGCAGGCCUAAUGAGUUGUUCUGUAAUUCUUUUUCAAA